AUGCGCGUGCAGGCGCUCGUGCUGGGCGCCUGGCCCACUGCCUGCCGCGUGCGCCGCGUGGGUACGAGAGCCUCUGACUGGGCCUCUGUCCGCGUGCAGCAGCAGCGUGGGGACCGUGACCAAUCGGCGAUGGCUCAUGCGUACGACGUCGCAACAGCCAGCGCAAUCAUCAGUGUGUCAGUGACUCCGCGUAGCGCUGUGCACUCGUUCGUGACUCUGCAACUAGGGACUGUGACUCGAACGUGGAUGUGCGUUUCCCACGUGUUCAGGUGCUCUGUAACAAUGGACGUGAGUAGGAACGGUAGCGCCGGUGCGUGGCACGUGAACGUAGGCGACAGCGCCGAUGUGUUGGGACGUUCGCUACCGUCGGCGCGUGGAACGUCGCACGGGAACGUGUUCUGGUACGGAGGAAGGAAUUCGAACGUGGAUGGCGACGUCGAUGUGUUUGGAAACGCCUCUGUGUGGAAGAGUGACUUGAUGUGGAACAGCGACGCGUUCAUAUCACCGUACGUUCGGUCUCUGCUGGGCGUGCUUGACCAAUCUCCCAGCUCGCGAGUGGGCGUAUGGCACCCGUUCCCGCAGGCGGCGUUCGGCGCCGCGCCCUACGGCGCCUCCGCCCACGACGCCAACGGCGUGGUGGGCGGGGAGCUGGAGGCGCUCACCGAGCGGAUGCAGGAGAUGAAUCUGGGCUUGGGCUUCCGGAAGACGCCAAAGCGCCCGCCACCAAACUACAUGUGCCACCUGUGCUGGCACAACGACCACUACAUCAAGGACUGUCCAAAGGCACGACCAAAAGGAGAAGGUUUAACUCCCUAUCAAGGAAAGAAGCGGUGCUUUGGUGAAUACAAAUGCCCAAAGUGCAAAAGGAAGUGGAUGUCUGGGAACAGCUGGGCCAACAUGGGUCAAGAAUGCAUUAAGUGCCAUAUCAAUGUAUAUCCGCACAAACAAAGACCACUUGAAAAACCUGAUGGGUUGGAUGUCUCCGACCAAUCUAAGGUGCAUCCCCAGAACCUUUGUGAGAAAUGCAAAUCGCUGGGGUAUUACUGCAGAAGGCUACAGAAAGGGUGUGAUGACACCUUUUAGAAAGUAACUUCGGUUAUUUUUUCUUUUCCUAUUUCUUCUUUUUUUAAUGCUGUAUUUACCUGCACAUAUGGGCAAGACAAUUGAGUAUAAGACAAUUUUAAUUUUGAAGAGGCCUCCUGACUGUUUUAUUAACCAUUUUACUAUUUAUUACAAUUCAGUCAAUAAAAUCACAAACUUUCUUUAUGACUAAAAUUGUCUUAGUAAAAAGUUUAAAUAUUUUUACCCGAGUGGCCACUGUAUUUGUUUCAUGUAUAUCAUCAUCGUCAUCAUUUUUGUCACUACCAUCUCCAUCUUCACGUGUAUCAUUCUUUCUUUAUGAUACAUUCUCUCCCCCCCCCCCCCAAAAAAAAACAACAACAACAGGAAUCUCUUAAAAGUUAUACAGGAUUAUUAGGCUUUCUUUAUUUUUCAUCUGGUGCCUUCUAGGAAGAUUCCCAUCUAUGUCUACAGAUUUUCUUGUUGGUUCUCUGCUUCAUGGCCUCUAUUUUUAUAACAACUUGAAAUUUGUUUAAUGUUAGUGUGCUCAAGCCGUGAGCUGCAAACUUAUAUCCUUGUCUAUGUUCCACGAAAGAGGGGCAAAUUUUCCAACAAUGGGGUUGCUUUGAUAAGAAAUUGUUUUAUCUUUACACAUCUGUGGUAUGAUGUAAAAUUAUUGAAUGAAAUUAAUUUUUCAUUUUGAUUUUCUUCAAAAUGUUUUGCGGACUGGGGGGUGGGGAUCAAAAACCAUGAGUUCACAUGGCCUUGUUAAUCAGUUUUUUAUAAAACAAAAUCUUGCUGUGAUUUAUUCAUUUUCACAUUGCUUUUCACUUACAAGGUUAUUUG
Messenger RNA from Gryllus bimaculatus (two-spotted cricket), 1905 nucleotides. The record is from the annotation of a GenBank genome assembly. NCBI's taxonomy places the organism in Eukaryota, Metazoa, Arthropoda, Insecta, Orthoptera, Gryllidae.